Saxophila tyrrhenica is the source of this 813-nucleotide messenger RNA. RefSeq lists its product as uncharacterized. Lineage: Eukaryota; Fungi; Ascomycota; Dothideomycetes; Mycosphaerellales; Extremaceae. The record is from RefSeq and is a predicted model, not a curated record. The transcript is spliced from 2 exons. Gene Ontology annotation, molecular function: acyltransferase activity, transferring groups other than amino-acyl groups. The coding region runs from base 1 to 813 and encodes 270 amino acids.
AUGGCGGGCAACAGCACUACUAUCGCCACAAUCGAGCAGAAGCCAGCCAUGAACUCCCUGCCAAUGGCCAAAGUGGAUUCUGUCAUGAACGACGACAGUUCUGCUUUGACCGGCAAGACCACCAAUAUCGUCACCGAAACAACGCUGCCAACCGACUCGAACAUCCGCGUCCUCGGCCUCCAUGAAUACAAAGAAGCCGCCCUCUCCCUCGCCCUCGCAUUCGAGCACGACGACGUAUCCCGCUACUUCCUCGACACGCCCGACCGCGCCCACUGGACCAAACAGCAAAAAUGGGACCUCCACCUCAAAAUCAUGGAAUACAUCACCUACGCGCACCUCCUCAAAGGCCUCGUGCUCAGCGUCGGACCGAACUACGACUGCGUCGCCCUCUGGAUGCCGCCGGGCAAGAACAUCGACGACUUGCCCACCAUUUUCCGCUCAGGCCUCUGGCGUCUCAACUACCUCCUCUCCCACGAAGGCCGGAAACGGUUCUUCUCCGAGUUCUUCCCGCUGCUGCAUGAUACGAAAGCCGCGGUGCUCGAGGAUCGGGAUCCGUCGAGUUGGUAUCUUGUCUACAUUGGCACGAAGCCGGAGGGCAGGGGGAAGGGGUAUGCGAGGAAGGUGGUGGAUUUUGUGGCGGAGAAGGCGGAUAGGGAGGGGAGGGCGUGUUAUUUGGAGAGUAGUAAUGUGGUGAAUGAGGCUAUUUAUCGGAAAAUGGGGUUCGAGGUUUCGAGGAGGAUUUAUUUGCAGAGGGCGAAGGAGGGGAAGGGAGCCGCGGAAGUGAAAGCUGCAGGUCGCGAAGAAUGGCGGUGA